AUGAAUACCUCGGUUCUCGCCCCGCUGGGAAAUAUUUCCGGUCACCUGAAUUUUUCGGAGAUGAACUCGCAGAUCUUGCAGUUUGAGGACGAAGAUUGCCACGUGCCUUUGGCCAUGGUCUUCACUUUGGCCUUGGCAUAUGGGACUGUGAUAAUUCUGGGAGUCUCUGGAAAUCUGGCCUUGAUCGUCAUUAUUUUAAAACAAAAGGAGAUGCGCAAUGUUACCAACAUCCUCAUUGUUAACCUGUCGUUUUCUGAUCUCCUAGUGACCAUCAUGUGUCUUCCCUUUACCUUUGUGUACACUCUAAUGGACCACUGGAUUUUUGGGGAGGCCAUGUGCAAGCUGAACCCUUUUGUGCAAUGCGCCUCCAUCACCGUCUCAGUCUUUUCUCUAGUCCUCAUUGCCAUUGAGCGCCAUCAGCUGAUCAUCAAUCCCCGCGGCUGGAGGCCGAACAACAGACAUGCCUACAUGGGGAUUGCUGCCAUAUGGAUUUUAGCCACAGCUUCCUCUUUGCCUUUCCUGAUCUACCACGUAUUAACAGAUGAGCCCUUCAGAAAUGUAACCUUUGAUGAAUAUAAGGACAAAUAUGUGUGCUUGGACCUCUUCCCCUUGGACACUGCCAGGCUGUCUUAUACCACAACGCUUUUGGUGAUUCAGUACUUUGGACCACUUUGUUUUAUAUUUAUUUGCUACCUGAAGAUAUACAUACGGUUAAAAAAAAGGAACAACAUGAUGGACAAGAUGAGAGACAGUAAGUACAGAUCCUCUGAAACCAAAAGGAUCAACAUCAUGCUGAUAUCAAUAGUGGUCGCAUUUGCAGUUUGCUGGCUGCCUCUUACCAUCUUCAAUAUCGUGUUUGAUUGGAAUCAUGAAAUUCUGCCUGUUGCUACCUGCAGCCACAACCUGUUGUUCCUGAUUUGCCACCUCACUGCCAUGAUCUCCACCUGUGUGAAUCCCAUCUUCUACGGGUUUCUCAAUAAGAACUUCCAGAGGGACCUGCAGUUUUUUUUUCAUUUUUGUCAUUUCCACUCCCGUGAGGAGGAUUAUGAGACUAUAGCCAUGUCCACCAUGCACACAGAUGUUUCAAAAACUUCUUUAAAGCAGGCGAGCCCCGUCACAUUUAAAAAAAUAAAUAGCGAUGAUGAUGAAAAAAUAUAA
Poecile atricapillus (Black-capped chickadee) is the source of this 1158-nucleotide messenger RNA. RefSeq names its product neuropeptide Y receptor Y1 (gene NPY1R). Bases 1 to 1158 code for a protein of 385 amino acids. The record is from RefSeq and is a predicted model, not a curated record. Gene Ontology annotation, molecular function: neuropeptide binding; neuropeptide Y receptor activity. The transcript has 2 exons. Lineage: Eukaryota; Metazoa; Chordata; Aves; Passeriformes; Paridae. Gene Ontology annotation, biological process: G protein-coupled receptor signaling pathway. Gene Ontology annotation, cellular component: neuron projection; plasma membrane.